This is a messenger RNA of Temnothorax curvispinosus, 917 nucleotides long. RefSeq names its product serine--pyruvate aminotransferase-like. The record is from RefSeq and is a predicted model, not a curated record. Gene Ontology annotation, molecular function: L-serine:pyruvate transaminase activity; L-alanine:glyoxylate transaminase activity. Gene Ontology annotation, cellular component: peroxisome. The transcript is spliced from 4 exons. NCBI's taxonomy places the organism in Eukaryota, Metazoa, Arthropoda, Insecta, Hymenoptera, Formicidae. The annotation marks the transcript as partial.
AAACGUGCAUUUCAGAUAAAAUUUCUGGAGACGGCGUGUGGGGUACCGUUCGAUCUGGUUGCCCUGGACGAGGCUCUCGAAAAACACCGGCCGGCGGUCGUGUUUGUGACGCACGCGGAAUCGUCGACGGGCAUGAAACAACCUCUGGAGGGCGUCGGCGAGUUGGUUCGCAAAUACGGAGCCCUGUUGAUCGUCGACGCGGUGGUGUCCUUAGGCGGAGAUCCGUUCUUCAUGGACGCCUGGCAAGUGGACGCGGCCUACGCCGGCAGCCAGAAGGUCCUCGGCGCGCCUGCAGGAAUAACGCCCGUCUCCUUUGGUCCGCGCGCAGAGCGCAAGAUAUCUCGCAGAACGACCCGACCCGCUUACUACUGGGACGUGAGGAUCCUCGGCGAUUAUUGGAAUUGCUUCGGCGCGCCGCGGCGGGUCUAUCAUCACACAAUAAGCGCUACGCUGGUGUACGGCCUGAGGACGGCUUUGAUGCAACUCGCGGAGGAAGGGCUUCCCGCUUCCUGGGCGAGGCACGCGGCGACAGCCGCCAGAUUUAGGGAGGGCCUCCGAGAUCUCGGGCUACAAUGCUACGUCGAGGAUCCCCGGUACCAAUUGUCAACCGUUAUCCCGAUAAAACUGCCACCCGGCAUCGAUAGUGAUAUCUUGAUUGCGCGAGCUAUGGAAAAAUACAAAAUUGAGAUCAGCAGGGGUCUAGGACCAACAGUUGGUAAAAUUUUACGUGUCGGCCUGAUGGGAGUCAAUGCGCAGACUUCGACUGUCGAUCGUGUACUUUCCGCCCUCCAGGAUGGAUUACAACAUGCAUUAAAAGCAAAAGUAUAAGAUCACUAACGCGAACUUGUCAUUGAUAACUUGUCCAUGUUGAAACUGAAUGUGAGUAAAGUCGUACCAUGUAGUUUUGGGGAUUGUAA